Lates calcarifer (barramundi perch) is the source of this 5127-nucleotide messenger RNA. Its product is annotated as LON peptidase N-terminal domain and RING finger protein 3-like. Gene Ontology annotation, molecular function: ubiquitin-protein transferase activity; protein binding. NCBI's taxonomy places the organism in Eukaryota, Metazoa, Chordata, Actinopteri, Centropomidae. The record is from RefSeq and is a predicted model, not a curated record. Gene Ontology annotation, biological process: protein ubiquitination.
AGAAUAAUAUCAGUACUUCCUGGACUAGAGCAUGAGAGUGCAGUGUAGUCAGUACUUCUCGGCAGAGGACACAAAUAUGAAUGGCAGUGGGGAUAUUGACCACAUAUGCACCUCACAGAUGAGGGAAUAGACUUCAGUCAACCUGCUGGGUAUGGGGACAGAGAGUGAGAGUAUGCUGCAGCUUGCAGCGGAGGCUUUCCAGUCGAAAAACUUCGACCUGGCGGCGGAUAUCUACGAGUGCCAGCUAGCGGGUCUCGGAGAUCCAGGGAGCCGACAGGAGCUGAUGGUGAAGCGGGCUGACGCGCUGGCAUUCGGGGGUAAAUUCACCGAAGCUUUCGACGUGUACCGGCAAGCCUCGGAAAUAGACAGACUGAGACCUGCUCAUCUGGUCAACCUCAUAGAGUACCUGUCGGGUAGUAUCAGGAGGCAAGACGGAGGUGACAGUCAGAGCGGCAGCCUGAAGACAUGGGAGGAGGUAGGGGCGGCGGCGGCGGCGGUGGCAGCAGCCUGCCCCGGUACUGAUGCUACAGGUUGCGGGUAUGCUGACUUUUCCUGCCGGAUAUGUCUCAGCUUUCUGUUCGAGCCCGUGACUCUGCCGUGCGGACACUGCUUCUGUAAAAAGUGUCUGGAGAGGGAGAGGAAGGAGAAGGAGCGGCCGGUUAUGUGUAAGGAGUGCAGGGACAGCUCCAGGGUAGCCGACGUCCAGAGCUACAGGGUCAACGUGGUCCUCAGCAGCCUGCUGGCCAAGUGGUUCCCGACCCUGCACCAGACCGGCCGGCUGAGGCGGGAGGGCAACGGACUGUACGCUGAGAGGAAGAUGGAAGCUGCUCUGGAGAAAUACAACCAAGCCAUAUUGAUAGCACCCAUGGACCACAUACUGUUCAGUAAUCGCUCCCAGAUCCACUCCAGUCUUAAACACUAUGAAAAUGCUCUGAGAGAUGCUGAGAUGGCCUGCAGACUUAAACCUCACUGGUCCAAGGGUCAUGUUCGUAAGGCCCAGGCCCUGGUGUCAUUGGGCAGGACGGAGGAAGCACUGAGAGAGUACCUGGUCUGUCUGUCCAUAGAGCCUGACUGUAGACUGGCUAAGACUGAAGCUCACAGGCUCCUCAGUCACCUUCUGGCUCCAGUCACAGAUCAGGUCCCUGAACACAUCUCAGACUACUCUAACAUACUGUCUUCCAGAACUCACAUCAAAAACAGCAUCAGUGCUCCCUUCCAGACUAUUAGUCCCGGCUUGUUGUCAUCAGAGUCCAGUCUUGCCUCCACUACCCCUGCACGGUCAGUGGGCAGAGAGGUCAAAGGUCAGCAGAAAUCUGACAUCAGGAGGCCUGACCACUGUUUCCCCCGCAAACGGAAACGAAGGAGCACAGAGGAGGAGGUGGAGGAGGGGGGGCAGGGCAAUGAUCACAAGAAAUCCAGAUCUGAGCCGGCAGCCGAGACUGAUUCACUGAGCCCUGUGGUCAGUGACGUCUUGGACCCGACAGAUCUGGAAUGUUCUCUGUGUAUGAGGCUGUUCUAUGAGCCAGUGACGACGCCGUGCGGUCACACCUUCUGUCUUCAGUGUCUGGAGAGAUGUCUGGACCACAACCCAAAGUGUCCACUCUGUAAAGAAGAGCUGUCUGAGUACCUGGUCCAGAGGCAGUACUGUAAAACAGUAUUAAUGGAGAACCUGAUAUCUAAGUAUCUUCCCUCUGAGCUCAUGGAAAGACAGAAAAUCCAACAGGAAGAGAUGGCUGAGCUCUCCAACCUUAACAAGAAUGUGCCUAUAUUCGUGUGCACUAUGGCCUUCCCUACUGUGCCGUGUCCUCUCCAUAUCUUCGAGCCCUGCUACAGACUGAUGAUUCGCCGAUGCAUAGAGACAGGCACCAACUGCUUUGGCAUGUGUCUGGGAGACAACCUGAAGGGGUUUGCAGACUACGGCUGCCUGUUGGAGAUUCGUGAUGUGAAGUUCUUCUCCGAUGGCCGCUCAGUGGUGGACACCAUUGGCAGACGGAGGUUUAAAGUCAUUCAGCACAAAGAGAGGGACGGAUACAACACAGCUGAUAUAGAGUACCUGGAGGAUGUUAAGGUGGAGGGUGUAGCAGAGCGAGAGCUGCAGUCUCUGCAUGAUGCAGUGUAUGACCAGGCGCUGGUGUGGGUCAACUCCCUGAAGGCUGAGCAGAAGGAACGCAUUGAAGGACACUUUGGACCCAUGCCUGAGAAAGACUCCGAACUUCAGGCCUGUCCCAACGGUCCGUCAUGGUGUUGGUGGCUACUAGCCGUUCUUCCGUUAGAGGGCCGAGCCCAGCUGCCGUUCCUGGCCCUCACCUCUCUGAAAGAUCGUCUCAGCGGUAUCCGCAAGGUGCUGCUCUUCAUGGCCCAGAGCAAGCACCGGUGACAUGCUCUCCACAAGCAUUUGCCCACCUGGAAAAAAUGCAGUAACCACCCUCCCCUGCACACAACCUGCCCCCAAAAGCAGCAGUUGACCUGUUGUUCUUCCUUUUGAUGCACAAAAAACUGACAUUACAUGUUGUUGCACCUUCCCUGUUGUAGUGCCGUCCAUUUUGAAAAGCAGCGCUGGAUUUCAUCUACGCAUCAACAGCAAACAGAGAUAAAAAACAUCUGAAUAAAUAGAUAUCUUCCAAGCAUAAUGUUCUCUUUACGCCACACAGAAAACCAACCGUGCAGUCCUGCAGACUUAAGCUACAGUCAGACAGGAGGGGAAGCGUCUACAUUUCAGUUAAAACAGAGUCAUCACCCUCCAUUGUAACAUCUGAUCUCACUGUAACAACAAGCUAAGUACAUGUUUCUGUCUACCAACUCUCUGUGUGCAGCAACAAGCUGUUGUGCUGAUAUGUCUUUAUCUAUCCAUGCUCCACUGUUGCCUUUCUGGCUGUCCUCCAUUUUUGUAGUUCUCUGCUCUUCCUCUUGUAUACAUGUUGUGUGUGGAAAAAAAAAACAUCAAAAAAGUUAUCUUACUGCAUUCUUGCAUCCUCAAAAAGAAGAGUAAUUUCUCAAAAAAACUGAGCUGCCUGUCUGAACAUAGCUUUACAGCAAAGAUGAAGCAAAUCCCCCAGAUCGGAAUAAUGCAAAUUCAUCUACUGCAUGUAGCGACUACCACGAAUUCAACCAAUCUCCAUCCUAUUUGUCUUUAAAUGUUCAUGAGAGACCAAACUAUGAAUUUGCCUUUUUGUUUAAAUGCAAUCACUAAAGGUUAGUGAAUAAUGAUAAUAAUACUGAUUAAUUACAGUGAUUGAAAUUUUCAUGUGGGAAAAUAACUCAUUCACUGAUGGAAAUCUCUGUGAAUGGGGCGCCCAUUGUUACGUGUAGACAUUUACAGAUAAACCAGUGUGUUUAUUAUUAUGCCACCUUUACCGUAACUUUAACAAUAAUCUGUCUUCCCAUCAAUUCUGUCUGUCUCAUCCAGCUAAAUAACAAUGGACUGAACCUUUACAUUGGUGUGCUUUAAGGCUUUUGUUCUUCUGUUGUAUUCAUCCAUUUUUUUUUAAUUGUUGCAUUUUUUUUUUCCAUUAUUUAUUUUUGUCAUUAUUUAUGCAUGCAGUGACAUUGUUUACAUUUCACAGAGAGAGAUGCUGAGCUGCUCAUUUCCCAAAAACUUUUUUUUUUUUUUUUUACUUAACAUUUGACCCUCAACAUCAGCAAUAACCACCUGCUAACUCUGGAGCCCCAAAAUUUUAAAUAUCACUCACAAAAUACCACUUUUACAAUCAAGAGAGGUUAACAACAUGGAGCUAACAUGGCUGCCACUGAAAGCUGUGCAGGGCAACCCCUGGAAAUUCAAGUUGAGGGCAGAUUCCCUCCCAGACCUCACCAGUGACCCAAAUCUCUGUAGUAUUUUUACUGGCCUGCCAUAAUCCCAGCUAUGUUGACUUAAACAUAUUUGGAUUCCCCCGCUGUCAGCAGCCUCUCUGUGGCUGAGAUAUUUGUAAAGCUCGCAAUGCAGUAAGAAGUCCUAACCAAAAUCUGGAUUUCUGAUACCAUUAUCUCCUAAGUGUAUUUAUUCAGUAUUUAUUCUGACUUAUUUUGCACUUCUACUUUACGUAAGGGAAAGAAACAGACAGGUGUAUUUAUUUCCACCAUAGCAAGAGUCAGAAUUCUAAUGUGUUUGGAUUACCAUACAAUUAAGUUAAAUCUUCUGUUUGUUAAAUUGGUCCCUAAGUGAAUGGGCAUUCACAUAACUGCUAAAGAUCUCCAUUCAUUUGAGUAUGGCUGAUGCAAUUAGUAAGGGCUAGUGCCUUCAAUCCACAGAAAAAUAUGGUGUGGAGGUAUUUAACAUGUAAAUUAUCGACAUACCAGGUUCAUUUUAAGGUUCAUUUUAUUUUACUAAAUUCAAACCAUGAUUUUCACAGAGAGGAAGUAACCAUAAAUGGAUCAAAAGCAAAGGAAACACAUUUUAAGAAUACCCACCAACAUAUUUUUGAGAAAAUAUAUGUUCUUCAAAAAAUAUUGAGGCCUUGCUGAUGUCUGUGACAUGACUGUUUUUACAUGGCAAAAGCUUCAUGUCUCUGAAAAAUGCAGGAGACUGUUGGGCUUUGCCUUCAACAACUUUUAUUUUAUAUACGUGUGUUUGAUUUUACAUGUUUCUAUGUCAAUCAGGUUCUUUGUAUUAAUUUUCUUCGCUUACUGGUGUAUUUGUCUCUCCUUAUUUCAUAUGUAAUAAUACAGGGAGUGUCGUGUCAGAUCAUCCACAUUUAUGAUUUUGUCUUGAAAGGGCCAAAGCCAGGUAAUGCUGAAAAAUGGAGGACUGAUUAAGUAUAAUAUCUUUGAACAUUUUCCCACAAUAAUUUGUUGAUAUAUCACAGAAUCAAACAGCAACACUAUAUAAAGUACUAUGUAUAUGUUGCAUUACAGUGUAUUGUGUAACGACCCAAAUGUGCAAAUACUGAGGAAACCACCAUGUAUAAUAAUACUGUAAUGUUUGCUAAUAUUGUAACUAAUAACCAAUAAGACUUUAUAAUUUGUCAGCUCAAACUGGGCAGGAAAGGGAAAAGCCAUGAAUCAAAUGUAAUCACACUUCCAGUAUGAAAGCAUAUCACACAGAUAUUUCAAAUGAUUUCUUGAUGUGGUAGCAGCAAAGGUAGAGGUAGCAGUGAAGGGAAAAUACACCUAAAAUAAAAUCACAUAUGC